AGCCUUGUAAAGCUUGCUGAGGCUGGAUUUGGAAAUAUUCAAGAAGACGACGUGUGACGAGUGAGCCGGCGCAUAAUAAGAACUGCGUCGAAUUAUCGAAAUUUGGAAUUGGGAUUAUUCGCUUCCCGGUAGACUCGAGUAUAGGGACGCCAUCAUGUCGCAGGCCGUGAAGAGGGCUUGCGAUGCAUGCCAUCGACGAAAGGUUAAGUGCGAUGGCAUUAACCCGUGCCGUAACUGCGCCUCGGCGCAAUUGACCUGCACGUACAAUGCGAUUCCACAGAAGAAGGGGCCUAAAGGUUCGAGAGCGAAGGUCAUCAGCGAGUUACGCGAAACCCAGCGACAAACCAGUCUCUCAGCAAAGGUGCAGAGCCGGUUGAAUGGACUCUCCAGUUCUCAGUGCAGCCCUACGUUACAACCCACUCCUGGCUUACUAGCCAGCGAGAUGGCGAAGGAAUGCAUCGAAUUCUUCUUCGCCAACAUGUAUCCGAUUAUGCCGAUUCUUCAUCGACAGCGGCUCGAACAGCAGGCGAUGUAUCUUGAUCAGAGCCUUGACACCUAUUGCCUGGUCACUUCGCUUUGCGCGUGGAUGAUGUUUCAGCCUGGAAUGAACGUACCUGGUGCUGACCCUCUCCUCGAACAUUUGCCUGGAGCCAACAUCGCUUCGGGUAUGGUGCUUAUUGAAGAGACGAUCAGAGUUCGAAAAGGGUGCGAGUACCUGGAAUCGCCAACUCUGAACGUCCUUUGCACGAGCUACUUCCUCUUCUGCUCUCACUACGCCCUUGAUAUGCACGACAAGGCCUGGUAUUAUCUUCGGGAGGCCACAACAUUGGCCCAUAUGAUUGGGAUGAACAAGGAAGAGACUUACCUGCAAUAUGAUAAUAUUGAGGCUUCGCGACGAAGACGCCUUUAUUGGCUUUUGUUUGUGACGGAAAGGGCCUAUGCUCUGCAGCGUGGACGACCGUUGACGCUUCAGGCUUCUAUCAACCUUCCGACGAUGACUGAUGAUCCGUCGGACCCUUUGGCGCCCCAGUUAAACGGCUACGUUUUACUUGUAAACCUUUUUAGGCCAUUCGACGAUGUAUUCCUUACUUUAUGGAACAAGACUCGUGCAGAGUCGUCUCCCUCUUACCUUAGUGCUCUGCAGAAGCAAUUUUCGGACAUGAUCCCGCCGUACAUGAACGUUCAGGACGCCGACCAGCGAGCGAAUCAGCAAUGGCUCAAGACUAUUACCUGGCAUCUCAGCAUGCAAAACGGCUGCGUUCCCCAGGGCAGCCAGGAACAGAUGCCAAUGCAGUACCCCAUCGACAUGUCUCGAGAUUUAAUGUCUAUGACAUCGCAGUUCUCGACUCACAGCACCGAGUUGAUCGGAUUACCUAUGGUUGCUAAGUUGUUGGAUAUCUCAUCUGCUCUUGUUGAUGUUUUGUCUAUUAUGCCUUCAUCUGGCGAUCCGUUCAGCAUGGGCCCUCGUGAGCAGCUCAACUCACUUCUGCAGCUUCUGUCGGUCCUUCGCAACGGAGACCACCAUUUUCUACCGCUACUCCUGAACAAGGUCCACGACAUCUUGCCUCGCCUGGCUAACCCAAUACUACAGCGUGCACCAGAAAACACCUGCCUGCAGAACAUUGACAUCUUCGAUGGAUUUGGCAACGCCGGCAUGGCCCAGCCUCCGAUGAUGACAGAUUUCAAGACCGAACCGUACACGCCAGGUAGCAUGCAGCAUAUCCAGGAUAUUGGAACGGACUCAGGUCACUCGAACAGCGGCGACGAUAUGAAGUCUCCAUUCCCUAUGGUUAGUUCACCACCGAUCAUGUCGCCCGGAAAUGCGGAAUACCACGGAUCCGAUUUCAAUUCGAUGCCUGACAUAAUGAGUCCGAUGGGACAGCCGCCGCAACACGCGCUCAGCCAACAAGGCCCACUGAACCCACAACCACCCCAUCACCAGCAUCCGCACCAGCACCACAAUCUGGCGUCACACGGCAUGAACCAGAACCACAGCGUGGGUAACCCCAUGCAGCCCGAUAUGCACGCGAAUCUUGGUCACCCCCUGAAUCAACCCACGAACAUUCCUAAUAUGGGUCAACAACAAAACAUGGCCCAGAAUCCACAAUUUGGCAUGAUGAAUAACAUGUUGCACCGACAACCCCCACAGAGACAGAACAGCUUUAUCAUGCAUCAGCAACAUCAACACCAACCAUCUCAGAUACCGAGGACCGUCGGCGAUUUCCACGCACUCCAACGGGCGAAUUCCGAAAACGUAUCGAUCAACUCUCUCGGUCUCAGUCACAUGAACGCCGAGGUAGACUUUAGCGGAUUAAGGUAGUAACGCCGGGACGGCGCUCAUAUACGAGGGCCCGCCUCAGCAUCCUGGCUCGCGAUCCUCCACUCCUUCAGUCAAAACGACCACGACGGGCAACCGUAACGCAACUUAUUUACUAUACAUCAUUGACGUUUAUUCGCACGAAUGCCUAGCAUUUAUCCACUUGCA
Molecule: messenger RNA, 2485 nt
Organism: Annulohypoxylon truncatum
Lineage: Eukaryota; Fungi; Ascomycota; Sordariomycetes; Xylariales; Hypoxylaceae
Product: fungal-specific transcription factor domain-containing protein
Exons: 2
Coding region: 155-2320 (721 amino acids)
Biological process (GO): DNA-templated transcription; regulation of DNA-templated transcription
Molecular function (GO): DNA binding; DNA-binding transcription factor activity, RNA polymerase II-specific; zinc ion binding
Source: RefSeq, a predicted model, not a curated record